UCCUGUUAUAAUCUUCAAAGUAUUCAAUUUGCAUGGCCCGUCAUCUCUGCUAAAAUUUUCCGCCGAAAGAAAAUUCAUUUUCUCUUUCUCCUGGGAAAUUUCUGCUCGAUUUUUUAUGUUGACGAAGCUUCUGGGUCUGGGUCGUCGUCUUCGUCUUGUCAGUCCUUUUUUCUUCCAUUUUCCAAUGCAGAUUUCGAAAUCAAUCCCGUCAGCGAAUCAAAUUAUUUCAUUGCAUUGUCCGUAUAAAACGAAAUCAUUUUAGAAACCCUUAAAUAAUUUCCCAGAACAAGAUAAAUUUAGUAGAUGAGCACAAGAAUUCAAUGGAUACGUUUUGUUUCGCUUAUUUUCUUCCAUAUUUACUCUGCUUUUAUGGUUUUCACGUAUUUUUCUAACUAUACGACGUUUAUAUAAACAAUGAAGGAGAAGUUGAUUUGAUAAUUACAGCUAUCCCGUCUAACCGCCAUUUAUUAUGUUUUGUUUCGUACUACAAUCUCCAUUCUACCCUUUUUUGGUUUCUCCCUCUGCAUCUGUACUUACGUAUGUAGGUUCAGCUAUAUAUAGAAAUACGUAUAUCUCUGAAUAUCUCUGUUUCAUGCUUUGGGGUUUGAGCUUUGUCCAUGGCAGUGAUCUUCCGUUUUUGGUCAAAGAGUUCUGUUCUUGCUCUGUUCAUGGCUGUGAAUUGCAGACUGUUUGCUUUUCCAGGGAUUGAAAGAGAGAGAGAGAGAGAGGGGGGGCAGAGAGAGAGUUAAACGACUGAAAUUUUUGUCGUUUUGUUGAAAAAUGGCGUCUGGUUCAUGGAUCUCAUCUCUCUCAUGUUCAAGCUCUGUGAUUCAUCAAUCAGGAGAAGACAACAACUCUGUUUCAGUAAUAUUUCAAUGGCUGAGAUUCACUUUCUUCUCUCCAUGUCCUCAACGAGCUUUGUUGACCGCCAUUAACCUCCUCUUCUUGUUAGCUCUCCUGGUUUUUGCACUUCCAAAGGUCUUUUUGAGAUUCAAAACCAGCAGCCGCCGCCAUUGGGGCAGCUCUCACGAGACCAGUAAACCUCUCAUAGCGAACAGUACAAACAACAGAGCCACUCUCCGGACCACUUUAUGGUUUAAGCUUUCUCUUGUUUCUACUGUUAUUUUGUCAUUUUGUUACACCGUGACGUGCGUUCUAGCUUUUAUCAGGAACACCCAGGUCCAGCCAUGGAAGCUUGUUGAUGCUCUGUUUUGGCUAGUUCAGGCUACAACUCAUGUAGCCAUUGCUGUAUUGGUCAUCCAUGAGAAGAGAUUUGAAGCUGUAAAACACCCUUUUACGCUCAGGAUUUACUGGGUCUUGAAUCUGGUUAUUGUCACCUUCUUUGUAAUUUCAGGAAUCCUUCGUUUGAUAUAUGGUGAAGUGGUUGACCCAAGUUUGACUCUCGACGACGUCGUUUCAUUCAUCUCUUUCCCGUUUUCAGUUUUUCUUCUUCUCGUCGCCAUUAAAGGAACAACUGGGAUUCUUCCCAGCAGAGAAUCUGAGCCAGAAAUGGCUGAUGAUGAAGAAGACAGAAAAUUUUCCGAACCCCUCUUAAACAAAUCUAACGUGACCAACUUCGCUUCUGCUAGUAUAGUUUCAAAAGCCUUUUGGCUAUGGAUGAAUCCUCUACUGAACAAAGGUUAUAAAUCAUCUUUAAAUAUGGAUGAUAUCCCUACACUUUCCCCAGAUCAUAGAGCUGAGAAAAUGUCAAAGCUUUUCGAAUCAAAAUGGCCGAAGCCUCAUGAAAAUUCCAAGCACCCAGUAAGAACAACAUUGUUCCGGUGCUUCUGGAAGGAAAUUGCCUUCACUGCAUUCCUCGCCAUUAUACGGCUCUGCGUCAUGUAUGUUGGUCCUAUACUUAUACAGAGCUUUGUUGAUUAUACUUCAGGCAAAAGAAGUUCUCCAUAUGAAGGAUACUACCUCGUACUGACCCUUCUUGUUGCAAAAUUUGUGGAGGUCUUGUCGAGUCAUCAAUUUAACUUUAACUCUCAGAAGCUUGGAAUGAUGAUCAGGUGUACACUUAUCACUGCAUUGUACAGGAAGGGACUGAACUUGUCUUGUUCCGCUCGCCAGACUCAUGGCGUCGGACAGAUUGUUAAUUACAUGGCUGUUGAUGCUCAGCAGCUUUCUGAUAUGAUUUUGCAGCUCCAUGCUAUCUGGCUGAUGCCAUUGCAGGUCAGUGUGGCCUUGGUUCUCCUCUACAAUAACCUCGGAGCUUCGACAUUGACAGCGUUGAUCGGACUUAUUGGUGUUCUUGUCUUCAUUAUCUUUGGCACCAAGAGGAACAACAGGUUCCAAUUCAAUGUCAUGAUGAAUCGAGAUUCUCGAAUGAAGGCUACCAAUGAGAUGCUGAAUUACAUGAGGGUGAUCAAGUUUCAGGCUUGGGAGGAGCAUUUCAACGAGAGAAUCAAUCGUUUUCGUGAUAAGGAAUUCGGAUGGCUGUCCAAGUUUUUGUACUCCAUUGCUGGGAACAUUAUAGUGAUGUGGAGCACACCAUUACUGAUAUCAACUCUCACUUUUGGCACUGCACUUUUUCUGGGAAUCCAGCUUGAUGCAGGGACUGUCUUCACCACCACAAGCAUUUUCAAGAUCUUGCAGGAGCCCAUUAGGACGUUUCCACAGUCCAUGAUCUCACUUUCUCAGGCAGUGAUAUCUUUGGGGAGAUUGGAUAGUUUUAUGAUGAGUAAGGAGCUGGUGGGGGAGGAUGUAGAAAGGCUACAAGGCUGUGAUGGGAGGAUUGUCAUUGAGAUUCAGAAUGGGGAAUUUAGCUGGGAUGAUGAAGGUGGAGAAGCAGUUCUCAAAGGCGUGAAUUUGUUGGUGAACAAAGGGGAGCUUACUUCGAUUGUUGGCACCGUUGGGUCUGGGAAGUCCUCUCUCUUGGCCUCAGUUCUUGGUGAGAUGCACAAAUUGUCAGGAAAGGUUAGAGUUUGUGGGACAACUGCCUAUGUUGCUCAGACAUCAUGGAUUCAGAAUGGAACUGUUGAAGAGAACAUCUUAUUUGGUUUGCCAAUGGAUAGGGAUAAAUACAGGGAAACUCUCAGGGUUUGUAGCUUGGAGAAAGACUUGGAAAUGAUGGAGUUUGGAGAUCAAACUGAAAUCGGCGAACGGGGUAUCAACCUCAGUGGUGGGCAAAAGCAAAGGGUACAGCUUGCUAGGGCAGUUUAUCAAGAUUGCGAUAUCUACCUUCUUGAUGAUGUUUUUAGCGCAGUUGAUGCUCAUACUGGCUCAGACAUAUUUAAAGAAUGUGUGAGAGGAGCUCUGAAGACCAAGACAAUAUUACUAGUCACUCAUCAAGUCGAUUUCUUACACAAUGUUGAUAAUAUCUUGGUCAUGAGAGAUGGGAUGAUAGUGCAAUCAGGAAAAUACAAUGAUUUACUAGAUGCUGGGACAGACUUCAGAGCAUUGGUAAAUGCCCAUGAAACAUCUAUGGAACUUGUUGAAGCUGGCUCUACUAUGCCUGGUGGAAAUUCCCCGAGAACACCCAAAUCCCCUCAUGUGAUCCGAGACAACGCAGGAGCAAAUGGCGAGAGCAAGUCUAUAAGCCAAUUCACAACCAAUAAGAAGGAUUCUAAGCUAAUCAAAGAAGAGGAGAAGGAAACUGGUAAAGUUAGCUUGCGUGUAUAUAAAUCAUACUGCACAGAAGCUUAUGGUUGGUGGGGCGUAGCGGCUGUAUUGCUUUUAUCCUUUACAUGGCAAGCUUCUAUAAUGGCUAGUGAUUAUUGGCUGGCAUAUGAAACUUCACAGGAGAAUGUGAUGUCAUUCAACCCUUCCUUGUUCAUUAAGGUUUAUGGAAUCAUUGCAGCUGUUUCGAUUGUCUUGAUAGCAGCAAGAUCCUUGUUUGUUACCCUUGUGGGACUCCAAACAGCCCAAAUAUUCUUCAUUCGAAUCCUUCGUAGUAUAUUACAUGCUCCCAUGUCAUUUUUUGAUACUACACCUUCUGGAAGAAUUCUUAGCCGGGCCUCGAAUGAUCAGACCAACGUCGAUAUCCUCAUUCCCUUCGUUAUGGGUGUUACUGUCUCCAUGUACAUUACACUGCUCAGCAUUUUUAUUAUUACAUGUCAAUAUGCUUGGCCAACCGUGUUCUUUCUAAUCCCGCUUGGUUGGCUUAACUUCUGGUACAGGGGAUACUAUCUUGCAUCAUCUCGAGAAUUAACACGAUUUGAUUCGAUCACCAAGGCACCGGUUAUCCAUCAUUUCUCAGAAAGUAUAGCUGGAGUUAUGACAAUUCGAUCUUUCAGAAAGCAAGAAAAGUUUGUGCAAGAAAAUGUUAACCGAGUAAAUUCCAAUUUGCGUUUGGACUUUCACAAUAAUGGAUCCAACGAGUGGUUGGUUUCAUGA
Messenger RNA from Carica papaya (papaya), 4338 nucleotides. The record is from RefSeq and is a predicted model, not a curated record. Lineage: Eukaryota; Viridiplantae; Streptophyta; Magnoliopsida; Brassicales; Caricaceae.